Molecule: messenger RNA, 612 nt
Organism: Salmo salar (Atlantic salmon)
Lineage: Eukaryota; Metazoa; Chordata; Actinopteri; Salmoniformes; Salmonidae
Gene: sumo3b
Product: small ubiquitin like modifier 3b
Molecular function (GO): protein binding
Source: RefSeq, a predicted model, not a curated record
UUAAAACAUUAUGCGCGCUCCUGGUCGAAACGGAGAACACUGAGAGAAGUGAAAAAGCGCAACAAAAAAUAUAUAUAUAUUUAGCCGUCUGUAAAUUACUACAUCGUUGAGCAAUAACUAAGCUACACAAUGUCUGAAGAAAAGCCAAAGGAAGGAGUGAAGACUGAAAACGACCACAUCAACCUAAAGGUUGCGGGUCAAGAUGGGUCAGUAGUCCAGUUCAAAAUUAAAAGGCAUACUCCGCUCAGCAAGCUGAUGAAGGCGUACUGCGAAAGACAGGGUUUGUCAAUUAGACAGAUAAGGUUUAGGUUUGACGGACAGCCUAUUAACGAGACUGACACACCUGCACAGCUUGAGAUGGAAGACGAGGAUACUAUUGAUGUCUUUCAACAGCAGACUGGCGGCUCUCCUCUCUCCCCUCUCUGAGGCUCCUCUCUCCCCUCUCUCUCUGAGGCUCUCCUCUCUCCCCUCUCUCUCUCUGAGGCUCUCCUCUCUCCCCUCUCUCUCUCUGAGGCUCUCCUCUCUCCCCUCUCUCUCUCUGAGGCUCUCCUCUCUCCCCUCUCUCUCUCUGAGGCUCUCCUCUCUCCCCUCUCUCUCUCUGAGGCUCUCCUC